AACAUUUCCUCUUGCUUUGGAUGUCGGCUCUGGAAGAGGUUACAUAGCUCAACAUUUAACCAAGGAAACCGUUGAAAAAUUUAUUCAAGUUGAUAUUGCAGAGAAUGCUUUAAAAAAUGCCAGAGAAUCUGAAAUCCCUACGAUCAGUGUUGUAGCUGAUGAGGAAUUCCUUCCUUUCAAAGAAGAUACAUUUAAUCUUGUUGUUAGCAGCUUAAGUUUACAUUGGGUGAAUGAUCUUCCUAGAGCUUUUAGAGAGAUUCACCAAGUUCUUAAGCCAGAUGGAGUGUUCAUUGGUGCUAUGUUUGGUGGAGACACUCUGUAUGAGCUUCGUUGCUCUUUGCAGCUGGCAGAAUUGGAGAGAGAAGGGGGAUUUUCUCCUCAUGUAUCACCAUUCACUGCUGUCUCUGAUUUGGGACAUCUGCUGUCGAGAGCUGGAUUUAACACCCUGACUGUGGAUACUGAUGAAAUUCAAGUCAACUACCCAGGGUUGUUUGAGGUUAUGGAAGACUUGCAAGGUAUGGGGGAGAGUAAUUGCUCUUGGAAUAGAAAACCUCUGCUACACAGGGAGACGAUGUUGGCAGCUGCUGCAAUAUACCGAGAAAUGUACGGAAAUAGCGAUGGUUCAGUACCUGCCACCUUUCAGAUCUACUACAUGAUUGGCUGGAAAUUCCACGAAUCGCAGGCAAAACCAGCCCAGAGAGGUUCUGCAACAGUUUCAUUUGGAGAUCUGGCAAAAAUACGUGGCCUUCCUUCAAAAGGAAAAAAAUAG
Molecule: messenger RNA, 769 nt
Organism: Antrostomus carolinensis (chuck-will's-widow)
Lineage: Eukaryota; Metazoa; Chordata; Aves; Caprimulgiformes; Caprimulgidae
Gene: NDUFAF5
Product: NADH:ubiquinone oxidoreductase complex assembly factor 5
Exons: 9
Biological process (GO): mitochondrial respiratory chain complex I assembly
Cellular component (GO): mitochondrion
Molecular function (GO): S-adenosylmethionine-dependent methyltransferase activity
Source: RefSeq, a predicted model, not a curated record